ACAGAACGAGGACGUCCAUUUCUGAUGACGUCACGAGCGACUUUUUUCCCUUCACUUUUUCAAGUGUGCUGUAGUGUCCAUACAGAUGAAGUCAAUUCAGGUGUCUUUUGCUCUAUCUGUUGGUCGUGUUAAAGAUGGAAGCCGAAGGCUCAUUUAUAAGUUCGACGAUGAUAAUGUAUGAGGACGAAUCUGUGGAUAUUCACUAUGAAAAUGGGGCACAGUUACAACUUUCGCCGUGUGGGAGCGAAUUUAUGUUGGUGAAAGGCUCAGUCGCCAUUAAUGGACAUACACUUGAGACUCCCGUGAGAGUUCGACAGAGGACGCGGUUCACGAUCAGUGCUUAUAAAAAGUUCGUCAUUGCUGCAUUGAUAUUCAGGAAUAAGUAUGCUAGUCAGCCAUAUCUGCCAAAGGAACUUACCGCUCCUGGUCACAAAAAGCCUUUGAGAAGUAUUAACUUGGAAGUGCUGUGGCCUAGCUUGUCCUCCAGCGAGGCUGCGAUUGGACCUGAAAGUGAGACCAUCAUCAAAUCAGAGGACAAAAGCACUGUUCUGACACUGGCAGCCUCGGGUGAAGAGUUCUUUGUGGAGUAUGCAUGCCGAUUUAGCGAAAAUCGCCAUCAACAACCACAAAAUUUAGACAGAGACCUCGAAUGCAUCCAAGACAAUCAACAGCAGCGUGAAAGUAGCUUGACUUAUUUGACUGCAGAAUACCUACAGAGCCCCAUUAAUGACAUCCAAAAGGUUGAUCAGGCGGGAAGAAAAAUAUCAUGUUCUCCUCAAAUGAUCAUUGAUGAGGCCAAGCCAGAGGAGAAGUACCAGUCUGUCACAGUAGUCCAGCACCACUCCUGUCAUAGAAUUGCACCAUCUUGGUGCUACCCUCUCUCCUUGGCUCGCCAUCACUGGACAGCGCGUGUGUCCAUACUUGGUGAUUCUGAAGAAGACCAAACCAGAAGUUCAAAGACUGGGCAAAUUCUGAAUAGAACAGACUUGGCUAUUGAAGAAAGAAGGUUUCUCCUCCCACAAGCACUGCCUCUGAUCUGCCCGUCACCUCACCUUCACAGUUGGAAGUAUCCAGAUCCAAUCACACAAAAUCAACCAGAUCAAAACUCUCUAACAGAACUGGUGAAAGUCCUGUGGCACCAAGGGGUGACAUACAGGAUACUAGACGAUGAUGUCCCACUCAUAGAAGUUUCUCUUGGGGAUGGAUCUGUCAUCCGAUCUAAAGGAGUCCUCAGCUUGUACUUUACUCAUUAUAAGCCUCAAUGCCGAUCUACCGAAACCAAUGUAAAAGAGGUAACGUAUCACAUCAAUGGUCUUCCACCUGACAUACCCGGACAGUUGUAUUCCAUUUCCUCUAUUGUGAGUCGUGCAAGCAGUCUUCUUACCAGAUACAAAGAGGCCAAAAAAAUAAGACUCAUUGAUACACCAAGCUGCUUCAUACAGCACAACAUAUUCUUCCAAUCAACAAUAUUCCAUGGAAACCUGUCCAAUCCCUCAAAUCUGGGCCUGAAUGAAAAUUAUAAAGAGACAAUAGAAAGUUGGAAGAAAGGCUCUGCACAAAAUGGUGUGGCAGAAAUCUCUCAUGAGACAGUGAUGGAAGCCUGCAUUUCAGAAUCUCUUCAGAGAACGGCCAAAGCCAUACAGGAUAUCGAUAUAUUCAUAAAAGCAGCUAGUAAGACCUGAAGAAGGAUUACAUAUUUUGAUUGCUAGGAAUUGAUUUUUUUUUUGUGUGUUUUUGUUUUUUAUAUGACUCGCAUAAACAAAAUAAAGUACUUUAUAUGCUCUA
This is a messenger RNA of Corythoichthys intestinalis (scribbled pipefish), 1785 nucleotides long. It is a transcript of the gene c3h5orf34, whose product is annotated as chromosome 3 C5orf34 homolog. The coding region runs from base 135 to 1682 and encodes 515 amino acids. Lineage: Eukaryota; Metazoa; Chordata; Actinopteri; Syngnathiformes; Syngnathidae. The record is from RefSeq and is a predicted model, not a curated record. The transcript has 10 exons.